UUGAUUCAGGGAGUACACGCAAAAAGGAACAUCCGGGUCCCAAGCCACUUCUCCUCCUCCUCUUUCUCCUUGUCGUCGUCUCGUCUCGUCUCGUCUCGUGUCUGCCAAGCCCAGCCUGAUCGCUGCUUACUCAUCUCACCACCACCACCACACACCCCGGCACCUUCCAUCUCGACAGCCACACCUGCUCUUCUGCUCCUCCAAGCACACACGCACCCACCGAUACAUACACGACCUCUUUUUUUUCACUUUCUCAUUCAUCAUCGAGUAUCCUCUCUCUCUCUCUCUGUGUGUCUCAACUCUACCCCCGCCAUCUCCGAAUUGCGCAUUCCAAACCCGUCCCGAGGCGCCCGCGUGUGUGUCUGUGGCUCUCCCGUCUCGUCUCCGCCAAUCCGCGCUAGACCGCCCGCUUCAGCUCACAGCCUCACUGCCACGCCCGCCUGCCCUGCUCUGCUGCUCUGCUGCCCUGCCCUGCCACUCCUCCACCGCAGCCAACCAACCUCCCAUCUCAUCCCAACCCGGUCCGACGCCCGCUCUCCCUCCCUCUCUCUCGCUCCGCUCCUCCAUCGUGCCUCGCCGUCGUAGUCGCAUCGCAUCGCGACAUCACUCUCUGCCUCGACUGCUUUCCUGCCCGCAUCCCGCACCACCCUCGACCUGAAGCACCUGUCGCAUUGCCUUGCAUUGCCUGGCGCGCAUCCUACCCACCUGCUCCGACCACCACCACCACCAUCACCUCCACCAUAACCGCUUGCUGCUCAUCAAUCCCAUGAGAAUAGCCACCCGCGUGCCACGUCGUCAUCGUCACUCCACCCUCUCAUAAUAUCCCAAAAGGUAUGUUUCUUGCUCCAAUGCGUCCCCUCCGACCCCCCGAUUGCCCAGCAUUGCAGUCGUAAACAACAAUCAUUUCGCCUCUCUCUCUCUCUCUCUGCCGCCCUUUGCCAACCCCAUCGCAGCACAUGCUAACGCGAUCAACCCCAGACAAUCAGCGUGUUUCGACCCGCUCCACAUCCAUCAGAUGGCUGCGUCGGCUCGAGCCAUUACGCCUACCCACACAGGCCCGUUUCCUGCGCCGAAUAGAGCCACCACCCCGAAUCCGCACACGGGCGCGACCUUCGGCGCUCACCUCACCAAGUCCCCGCGCGGUCUCUCACCCAGGCAGUCGCCCCAACCCUUCACAGGUGCCGCUGCCCUUGAAGACGAACGCCAGAGGCAUCAGCAGCUCUCGCGCCAGACCACGCCCAAUCCGGCCAUCGCCGUCGUUCAGAGCCUCAUUGGCGCCACCGCCCAAUCCUCCGCCGCCAAACCCCAGAACGCGCCGGCAGAGCCCUCGCAGAUGAGUGCACCCUUGGAACAGGUCGCCAGGGCCUUGGUCAUCCCCGAGCAGACGGCUGUCACUGGAGAUGCCAUGCAUACGAGUCCCGUCAGCCUCUCCAGCUAUGGCUCGGCCGAUUCCACCACCGCACCCACCGCGACCGCCAUGCAGGCAACCACCACCGGUCCCGCGCCUAUGCUACCAAACGGCCAGGAAGUCGCGCCUCAACCACCUCAACCGCCCCAACAGCAGCAACAUCAACCUUCGCCUCAGCCUCCACAACAGCCGCCGCAACCUCAACAGCAGCAGCAAAAUCAACCACAUCCACCGCCGCUUGCUCCGCAGAUGCAGCACCAGCCCAUUGCCCCGAAUCCUGGCGAGAGUCCGGGCAGCCGCGCCUUUACGUUCCCUGGACCGCUCCCCCCAGAGCACGAUCCCCGCGCUCCGACCCGCCAGAUGAGCUUGCCCGGCUACCAGAACAGCCCCAAGUCUCCCUCCACCAAGCGCCACAAGUGCCCUUACUGUUCCACCGACUUCACUCGACACCACAACCUCAAGAGUCAUCUGUUGACACACAGCCAAGAAAAGCCUUAUGAAUGCCCUACGUGCCAAGCCCGCUUCCGUCGUUUGCACGAUCUGAAACGGCAUACCAAGUUGCACACGGGCGAGCGCCCGCACACGUGCCCCAAGUGCGGCCGUAAGUUUGCACGCGGAGAUGCUCUUGCCCGUCACAACAAAGGCCAAGGUGGUUGUGCCGGCCGUCGUUCCAGCUUCGGCUUGGACGAUGACAUGGGCGAGGUGCGGGGUGAUGAUGGCAUGGAGGGGUUGGUCUACCACAACGAGCACGACGGCGAGGGUGACGAAGACGAGGAAGGAGGUCGACGUGUGAGUGAACCAGCGCGUAAGAGGCAAAAUACCGGAAACUCUACGCAAGCCCCCAGCAGCAUCUCCAAUUUGCACUAUACCGCCAAUCAAGCAAACAUGUUUAGCCAGGGUGGCAUGACCGAGAGCCCCAAACCCAUUUCUCCCGGCCAGCAAGAUCAGCAUCGCCUGGGAUCCGAUGCCAGCAUGCCGCGAUCGCCCAACAUGCACGCGAAUUUUGCUCGUGGCAUUGGCCGCGGUUCGUCCCCCAUGGCCAUGGCACCCCCUCUGGCGAAUGCUCCUCAGCUGCCCACGCUUCCAGGCCUCAACCCCGCCAUGGUGUCCAAGCAAGGUUCUCAGGGCGGCAAGGCGAAUGGUCCUAGCAUGCUCCAGCACCAGCAAGUGCCGGGUUCCGGAACCCCGUCGCAGCCCGGCAGCAUGUCAAGUCACGGAGGCGGCAGUGGUGGCAGUAUGCGCGAAAUCAUGGGUCAAGGCCCCGACAUGUGGCAAUAUGUUCGCGACGUCGAGGCCCGCAUGGCCCGCAUGGAAAAGGAACACGAGACAAAGAUGACGACACUUCAAAAUGAGGUCACCACUCUCCGCGCCCAGCUGGCCACACAACAUGCGCACAACACUCAGCAAUGA
Molecule: messenger RNA, 2818 nt
Organism: Periconia digitata
Lineage: Eukaryota; Fungi; Ascomycota; Dothideomycetes; Pleosporales; Periconiaceae
Source: the annotation of a GenBank genome assembly